Messenger RNA from Dermatophagoides farinae (American house dust mite), 537 nucleotides. Its product is annotated as zinc finger SWIM domain-containing protein 7. Gene Ontology annotation, molecular function: zinc ion binding. Gene Ontology annotation, biological process: double-strand break repair via homologous recombination. Lineage: Eukaryota; Metazoa; Arthropoda; Arachnida; Sarcoptiformes; Pyroglyphidae. The record is from RefSeq and is a predicted model, not a curated record. Gene Ontology annotation, cellular component: Shu complex.
CUAUUUAUUUAUUUAUUACAAGAAAAGUGAAUCUUAAUUUUAAAAAAUGACUUCAACAUCAAUUCAAAUAUUUAACCAUCUUUAUGAAGAAUUAUUAGCUACUGGAAAAUUUAAUGAACAUAAAAUAUUUGAAUUUUUUUCUCUACUUGGUUCGUCAUUUAUCGAUGCAUUGGGUUUAUAUGAUCAAAACAAUGUAACAUUAUUAACCAGCCCAUCAGGACGAUCAUUCAUUCGUGUUGGAGAGAAAUCAAAUCGUCGUAGAUCAAAUAAAAUCCACUAUAAUUGUUUUGUGAAUGGAAAUUAUUGUAGUUGUUUUUCAUUUAUGUUUAAUUUCAUUCAAUUUGAAAAACAACUAUGGUGUAAACAUUUAUUGGUAGCUAAAUUGGCAAUGGCCACCGGUCAAUUUAACACCCAAAUUAUUCAAGAAGAUGAUUAUGGAGAAAUUUAUCGACAAACCUUCAUGUAAUAUGACGAAUAAUAACUGUUUUUUUAAGUUUUUUCUCCUGACAUAUAAUUCAAUAUUACAAUCAUUUUCAA